Selaginella moellendorffii is the source of this 4685-nucleotide messenger RNA. RefSeq lists its product as uncharacterized. The record is from RefSeq and is a predicted model, not a curated record. The coding region runs from base 283 to 4671 and encodes 1462 amino acids. NCBI's taxonomy places the organism in Eukaryota, Viridiplantae, Streptophyta, Lycopodiopsida, Selaginellales, Selaginellaceae. The transcript has 9 exons. Gene Ontology annotation, molecular function: protein binding.
AGAGGAGUACACACACAAAGGAGAGGAGGGAAGCGUUUCUAUUUGCAUUUAAAACCGGUGGGUGGAAAUAGGUAGUGAUCGAUCUUCAAAGCAAUGAAAUAUCGAUCGAUCCAUCGCUCCAUCGCCUGCCCCGUGUUGGUAGUUCUCUCCCUUUAUAUCCUUUCUUUCUUCGCAUCUUCUUCGCUCUUCUUUAAUGUGGGAGAGUUUAAGUUCUUCCUGGAAGGAAGAAUUAGCAGCCAUUGGACAGACUUUGGUGCCAUUGGAGCCUAGGGUUCUUGGGCGAUGCCCACUGAUGCCCAGAUAUUCGCUGAUGUCCUCAAAUUGUGUGCCCAAUCGAAGGAUCUCAGCACUGGCAAGCAAAUUCACCAGAGGAUCAUUCACAGCCGCCUCGAUCGCAAUCGCUACCUUUGCAAUCUUCUCAUCGAUAUGUAUGGGAAAUGCGGAAGCAUCCAAGGCGCGAGAUUGGUGUUCCAAGCAAUCGACAGGCCCAAUCCUUUUACCUGGAACAUUGUCAUAGCUGCAAAUGCCGCGAAUGGGCAUUUGGAAGAGGCCCGUAGCCUCUUCGAUCGAAUGCCCAAAAGAAACUCCGUGUCGUGGAACACAAUUAUCUCAGCUUACGCCCAACACGGCAUAGGGCUAUGGAAGGAAAGAUUCCGGUGGUGGAUGCCAUGCGUUGGCGAUCGCGUGGCCGAAUGGUUCCGCAGCGGCAUAGGCUCCAGACUGCUGAUGGUUGUGGGGGCAACGUUCUCUCACUUUGGGCUGGAGCUGGAUCAUCCCCCGGGUGCGUGGUUCUUUGAAGUCCUGCCCGACUCCACCGUCUCUUCCACUGUGUCGGAGCUCAAGUGGAAGAUCUGGACUGUGGCCGUCGCACGCGUCCUUGGCGCUACCGUGCCGGAUGGCUACUUGCACCUCUUCAUCGCGGCCGACUACUUCACGCGCCAUAGCCCACAUCAAGAGCAAUCUAGAAAUCCUCAUCCCCGCCCCGAGUGCUGCACAGGCCGCUGCACGUACGCCCUGACCGACCUCCACCUUGUGAGUGCUUCCAUCGUGUCGAUAUUGUUUCCUUGCACUCUCUCGCCCACUUGCGUUGCUGAUGCCGCUCUCCUGUUCGAUGCGAGCGGCAAGGUUUGUGUCGUCGUCUUCACCUGGCUGUUGCUCCAGCUGCAGAGCAACAAGCAGCCGCUGGAAUGGCUCGACGCAUUCGAAGCACAGGCUAUAGCAGGUGACCGUGGUGGCGGUGGCGGAGCCGGACCCCUGGAAAAUCUCUUGCUGCUGUUCCUGAGCAAACAAGCACCGCCGAAGGAUGAAAAGUUCUCCCCGGCAUCCUUGGACGAGCUCAAACGGAUACGUUCCUGCAUCGAGAACGCGCCCAGGAUAGAGUGGAAGUCCAUGGACAUCACCGUCGCUCUGCGCCAGAUGUUGGAGGAGGUGAUGGCAGCGGGAGAAAUCCAAUGGGACAACCAGAUGCGUGCCCGGCUCGAGCAGUGGAUCCAAGGCCACUACAACUUCCACCGCGUGGAGCCGCUCUUCCAGGAGUACGCAGACGUGAGCGUGCCGAUAGCGCGCCUGAUCUCUACAUGGAUGCACACGAGGAAGGGAUGCCGCGACCACGCCGAGCUCAAAUCCCUGUGCUCGGCAGCGACAUCAUCGGAGUCGAUUGUGGAGCACAUCCAGGCUACGAUGAGCCGGGGAAGCAGCGACGAGUGCCGCCAGCUUUGUGACGCGGCUGCCACCGUCUUUGGCAAUGACUACGGUAGCCUUUUCGUGGAGAUUUGCGCCAACGUGCAGUGGGAUCCAUGCCUGACCGCGUGCUCUCUAGAAGAAUUCGGGGCGAUCAAGCCGGCAGCCUGGGACGGACUCUUCCGGACCGCGAGCUCCGAAAACACGCUUCGAAGGCACCGUUUCGACGAUGGCAGCCGCAACGAGGGCAUAUGGAGACCUCGGAUUUCCGACAUGAUCCUCUACAUAGUUUACGUAAGCAUGAGAAUGAUUCCAUCCAUCGCUUACGAGUUUGCUGCUGCAGCUGAUCCUCGAGGACUGCUUGGGCGCCAGCGCAAGUCACUGCUGUAUACCAGACGUGGGGGGCAGCGCGUGUCCCGCAGUGGGAAAGGGGUUUUUGUUGCGAUUAGCAACUCCACCAGAGGAAUCUGUGAGGCGUUUGCGGCGUGGAUCCAGUCUCCAAGCACGCAGAGGGACUUGGGAGCGAGCUCGGAUGAGAUACGUCAUGGCAUAAGAGAGGCAGUCGUCUCGGCUGGUGGAGUGGAGUAUGACGAGGACAGGCAGCAACUCUGGGCCGGGAUGCAAGAGCUGCUGGGUGUCACUGGCAACAUUUGGAUUUGCAUGCUUGCUCGUGCCUAUGUGCAGCACGAACACCACUUUGGUGCUUUAAAAAAUGCCGCAAAUUAUUCCGCUGAAGAUCUGCCCACAAUUGUCCGCAAGCGUUCAGGCCCAGAGACCAGGCUAAUCUGCUAUUUGCUGAGGCUGUCAAACCGGGACCCAAAAGGAAGCACACCUUUUCUAGUAGGAGAAUACAAGAAGGUCGUGGACGCCAAUAUCAACGUCAAGGUUGCGGUUGCGAAGCUCGGUCAGGUGGAAGAGGUUCCUCUGAAGGUUGGACAAGAGUUGUUUCAACCGUUUAAGGAGCAUCCUCGUUUCUAUGAGCUUCUGGAGAACAUAUUCAGUGGUUCUUGGGCGAUGCCCACUGAUGCCCAGAUAUUCGCUGAUGUCCUCAAAUUGUGUGCCCAAUCGAAGGAUCUCAGCACUGGCAAGCAAAUUCACCAGAGGAUCAUUCACAGCCGCCUCGAUCGCAAUCGCUACCUUUGCAAUCUUCUCAUCGAUAUGUAUGGGAAAUGCGGAAGCAUCCAAGGCGCGAGAUUGGUGUUCCAAGCAAUCGACAGGCCCAAUCCUUUUACCUGGAACAUUGUCAUAGCUGCAAAUGCCGCGAAUGGGCAUUUGGAAGACGCCCGUAGCCUCUUCGAUCGAAUGCCCAAAAGAAACUCCGUGUCGUGGAACACGAUUAUCUCCGCUUACGCCCAGCACGGUAGAUUAGACGAUGCCUGCCAUCUCUUCGCCCAUAUCCCCGAUCAGCAGCGCGACGAGAUAUCCUGGAACGCAAUUGUCCAGGCUUGUGCUCUAAACGGGCGCUUGGAUCGAGCGCAGGAGCUAUUCGAUCGAAUGCCGCAGCACAGCAUGAUCUCCUCCACCGCGCUUGUCGCGGCGUACGCGAGGAGCGGAGAUCUCUCCCGGGCGAGAGCGAUCUUCGAUCAAAUGCCGGAUCGCGAUGCUGUCUCCUGGAUCGCGAUGGGGAGCGCUUACGCCCAGAUCGGCAAUCUCAUCGAGGUCAAGAGCCUGUUCGAUCGAUCACAGACUCUCCAUCGAUCCUCACAGAAUGCGCUCGUCCUGGAAUCCUGGAAUGCCCUUCUCGUGGCAUAUGCCCGGAAUGGGCAUCUGGCAAAUGCCAAGCAAGUGUUCGAUGAGAUUCCCCACAGGGACAUCGUGACGUGGAACUCGAUGCUCCAAUCGUUCGCGGAGGCAGGCCACGUGGAAAGCGCGCGGGAGAUAUUCCUCUCCAUGCCCGAGAGAGACGUGGUUUCUUCCACCGCGGCGAUGGUGGCGGUAGGGCAAGAGAGUGCGCGGGAGAUCUUCGCUGAGAUGCCCCAGAAGAAUCUCAUCAGCUGGAACACGAUCAUGACGAUCCACUCGCGGAGUGGCGAUGCGAUCGGCGCCAGGAGACUGUUCGAUCGCAUGCCCGAGCGCGAUCUCGUGUCGUGGAACACUAUGAUCGCGGCGUAUUGCCAGUCGGGGCGAAUGGAGGACGCGGAAUCGCUGCUAGAAUCGAUGCCCGUCUGGGAUCCAGUGUCGUGGAUCUUGAUGAUAUCCGGCUAUGGCGAAUUUGGCGAUGUGAUCCAGGCCAAGCACGCGUUUGAUUUGAUCCCAGACCGGGACAGCGUCGCUUGGAGCGCGAUUAUCUCUGCGUAUGCUCGAAAUGGGCAUUCCAGAGAGGCGCUGGCGCUGUUUUGCCGGAUGGAUCUGGAGGGCAUCCCGCCCGAGCAAUCCAGCCUUGCCAGCGCCAUCGAUGCUUGUGCGGCCCUCUCAUCGCUCGCGCUGGGCAAGAUCAUUCACUCCAUGGCGAUCGAUGCCGGAUUUGCCUGGGAUGUGAUCGUGGCGAGCGCGCUUGUGGAUCUCUAUGGCAAAUGCGGGCGGUGGGAGACGGCCAUGGCGAUCUUCGAGAAGAUGCCGCGGAAGAACACGGUUUCCUGGAGUGCUGUUCUCGCCGCCAGAGCCAGGAGCGGGGCUGGCGGCACCGCGGCGGCGGUGGAGAUCUUUGGGCGAAUGGCGCUGGAGGGAUUCGGCGCCGAUCCAAUCGCGUUCGUGACCGCGCUCUACGCGUGUAGCCAUGGCGGAUUGCUGGACAAGGGAUUGAGCCUCUUCGCAUCGCUGAGCAGCGAUUUUGGGAUGGAUCCGUGGGGGGCGCACUACGUGUGUGUGAUCGAUCUCCUCGCCCGGUCGGGGCAGCUUGGGAGAUCCGAGGAGCUUAUCGCGAGCAUGCCAUUCGAACCUGGGAUUGUGGCGUGGUCGUCGCUGCUCGGGGCGAGCAAUCUCCAGGCGGAUGUAUGGAGAGGGCGUCGCGCUGCCGAGGAAGUCUCGAAGCGCUCCUCCCAAGAACCCUAAAAACAGAGUGAUGA